AUGAGGCAUCUUGACUCAAAAGAAGACCAUGGCCAGAAUCAUAGUCAGAAGAAAUCAGUUAUCACCAAAGUAAAGGAGAAAGCCAAGAAGUUACGCCAUAGCCUUAGUAAGAAAAAACAUGAGGACUGGAAUGCUAAUAGUCCCCCGUCGAGUGCUGGACAUGAAGGUGAUGGAGCAGAAGAAGAUGCUGAACACCAUGAAGCUACAUUGUAUGAAUCUGAGAUGGCAUAUGAAAGACAGAGAAAAUACAAGGCAACAUUCAAGACUGAGUCCAGUAACCCCAGAGAAGCAUGUUCUGUCAAACAAUGA
This is a messenger RNA of Lathyrus sativus (Indian pea), 309 nucleotides long. NCBI's taxonomy places the organism in Eukaryota, Viridiplantae, Streptophyta, Magnoliopsida, Fabales, Fabaceae. The record is from the annotation of a GenBank genome assembly.